Messenger RNA from Nothobranchius furzeri (turquoise killifish), 1836 nucleotides. It is a transcript of the gene fancl, whose product is annotated as FA complementation group L. Gene Ontology annotation, biological process: interstrand cross-link repair; protein monoubiquitination. NCBI's taxonomy places the organism in Eukaryota, Metazoa, Chordata, Actinopteri, Cyprinodontiformes, Nothobranchiidae. The record is from RefSeq and is a predicted model, not a curated record. Gene Ontology annotation, cellular component: Fanconi anaemia nuclear complex; nucleus. Gene Ontology annotation, molecular function: ubiquitin protein ligase activity.
GUAAUUUACCACCGGAAAUGACAUGUUAUUUUGCUUUUGUUGGCGGACUAAGGGCUUGCUUUCGGUUAUUCUGUCGCAUGACUGAAUAAAGCAAAAGUGAGCGGUGCAACCCCGCAUCUGCGUCAGGUCUGCCGGUACUAAACUUACAGACGUACCGGAACUUCCGGUGUAAUGGAGGAUUUAUUAGUAACGGAAAACCCGCUGCUUCUACCGCUCAACAAGGAGAAAACGGCUUAUGACGGCUUUCUUUGUGUCCAGGACAGAGAUUUCCGAAUAAGAGUCCUGCUCCCAUCAGACCUGCAGCUUAAACGGGCCAGGUUACACUGCUGCUGGCAGCUCAGACACCUGCUGAGAGAGUACGAGCUCAUAGUGAGACAGAGGUUGCAGCAGUCGGCUCAGCUCAGCACCUUCCUCCUGGAGCUCAAGACCAUUGUGGAAGUGUGUAUGAAGAGCCGUGCAGGGUCCUUCGCCAUCCCCCCUCCUCAGUAUUACUCUCAGCUUAUCUCGGAGAUGGAGACCCUCGGAUGGGACAAGAUAAUCUUCUUAGACACAAACAUCCAAACACUGAAACUGAAGGCGGAGGACUCUUCUGGAAGGCAGCACACGCUCUCCAUUAAGCUCAAGUCCAAGCAAAUAAAAUAUUCACAGUAUUGGCUAACAGAGGAAGAUCACGUGACAGGAAGCACUCAGAACCAGGAGAACAUCAGAGUGUCCCAGCAUCCUGCAGAGGCUCCUGAAUGUUCUGCUGACCUGCCCGUCCCUCUGAACCUCACCUGGACCCCUCAGAGCUCUCUGGAGCUGCUCCACAGCCAGUUCCUGCUGCUUCUGGAGUCACUGGCAGAGUUCUGGGAUGUCCUGGAUGAAAUCGACCAGAAAACCUGGAUUCUGGAGCCAGAGAAACCCAGUCGCUCGGACACCGUGAGGCGGGUUGCCAUUGGAAGCAACGUCUCCAUCAGGGUGGAGGUGGAUCCCAGACACCCGAAGAUGCUGCCAGAGUGCUGCCUGCUGGGAGCAGAACACGUGGUGGCACCGCUCAGGAACAAGCUGAACGCCAACAUGCACAUGUGGAACCCUGACUCCAGUGUCUUCACCAACCUUCAGGAUGUUCUGGAAAUUGAAUUCCCGUCGCCAACCUCCCACGAAAAAUCUAGUUUCAGCAUUGAGUGUGGCAUCUGUUACUCAUAUCGGCUUGGGACCGCCAUCCCAGAUCAAGUGUGCAAUGACCCCCGCUGUGGCCAGCCCUUCCACCAGGCCUGCCUCUAUGAGUGGCUCCGAGUGCUACCCUCCAGCAGGAAGAGCUUCAGCCUGAUGUUUGGAGAGUGUCCCUACUGCAGCAAGGUGUGUGUUCACACACACACAUGCACGCUCACACACACACACAGCUGAACCCGGUCCUUCUGUUUCAGCCCAUCACAGUGAAGAUGGUGACCCAGGCAGUGUGAGAGGAGGCCCGUGUUCCCAGAACCCACAGAACCUCUAACAUGCCGAUCAGCUGCUGAAGUCGUCAAACCGGUCCAGAAGCACUUUGGCACAUUCUAAAACCACACCCAGAAGAAGGCCGACCCAAACGUAGAAGAACCAGGACCUCUGUGAGUGUGUCAGAUCAGGAACGGAACCAUCUCCGUCUUCCCUAAAGAUCUGACCGUGGCCUACUCCAACAGGGACUGGUCCUCCGUCCCCGAGCUCUGGCUGCUCCGUGUGAGAGAAGCAAGUUCUGUGUCUCUGGUUCCAUGUGGGUGGCUUCUCUGGUCUCCCUGCAGUCGGCCUGUCGGGUUUGGGUUUAGUUCUCUGUUAAAAUUCAAGUGUGCAUUCUAAUAAAACUCAGAGAAAGCUUUA